Hyla sarda is the source of this 3642-nucleotide messenger RNA. RefSeq names its product Ral GEF with PH domain and SH3 binding motif 2 (gene RALGPS2). The record is from RefSeq and is a predicted model, not a curated record. Gene Ontology annotation, biological process: positive regulation of GTPase activity; Ras protein signal transduction. Gene Ontology annotation, cellular component: plasma membrane. Bases 276 to 2117 code for a protein of 613 amino acids. The transcript has 21 exons. Gene Ontology annotation, molecular function: guanyl-nucleotide exchange factor activity. NCBI's taxonomy places the organism in Eukaryota, Metazoa, Chordata, Amphibia, Anura, Hylidae.
ACAGCCCGCAACCCCGCCCACUCCCAGCAUCAGUAACACUAGGCUAGGAACACGGGGGCGCGCACGGCGCUCUGCCGGCGUCUGAAUGAGAGAGAACAGAAACGGACGGAGAACAACGGCCCGAAGCUCCGGGAAGCGGCGUCCACACCGGGAGGGAAGGAGGCUGGAGCGGUUCUGUGCAGUAUGAAAAUGAGGCUUUUACUUCCAUGGAGAUGAGAUGAUCAAAGUUUUGUGCUCACUUCGUAGAGGGAGCAAGCACUAAUGGUGCCAGAAGAAUGGACCUAAUGAACGGCCAGUUGAGCAACACUGCUCUCACCGCGAACGCUUCAGAGAAAAGCAGCAGCUCAGAAUCACUGAGCGACAAAGACUCCGCUGCCCUGAAGAAAAGUUUUGACGCUGUUGUGUUUGAUGUCCUCAUGGUCACUCCGGAGGAAUAUGCUGGUCAGAUAACACUAAUGGAUAUGCCGGUUUUUAAAGCCAUUCAGCCGGAGGAAUUAUCAAGCUGUGGGUGGAAUAAGAAGGAAAAGUACAGUUCUGCACCCAAUGCUGUGGCCUUCACAAGACGAUUUAACCAAGUGAGCUUUUGGGUUGUGAGAGAGAUUCUUCAUGCACAAACACUAAAGAUUCGUGCAGAGGUCUUGAGCCAUUAUAUAAAAACUGCGAAGAAACUUUAUGAGCUGAACAACCUGCAUGCAUUAAUGGCUGUGGUGUCCGGGUUACAAAGUGCUCCGAUCUUCCGACUUACCAAGACCUGGGCACUACUGAGUCGGAAAGACAAGACAACCUUUGAGAAACUGGAGUACGUAGUCAGUAAAGAAGAUAAUUACAAGCGGCUCAGAGACUACAUCAGUAGCCUGAAGAUGACUCCUUGUAUCCCCUACUUGGGUAUUUACCUCUCGGACCUCACAUACAUAGAUUCUGCAUAUCCAUCUACUGGCAGUAUCCUGGAGAGCGAACAGCGGUCGAAUCUAAUGAAUAACAUCCUGAGGAUUAUCUCUGACCUGCAGCAGUCCUGUGAAUAUGACAUCCCUUUGUUGCCGCAUGUUCAGAAAUACCUGAACUCCGUGCGCUAUAUUGAGGAGCUUCAGAAAUUUGUAGAAGACGAUAAUUAUAAGUUAUCUUUAAAGAUCGAACCUGGGACCAGCACUCCCCGUAGUGCAGCAUCUCGGGAGGAUUUAGUAGGUCCUGAAGUAGGAGCGUCACCUCAAAGCUCCCGCAAAAGUAUUCCAGUGGAAGGAGUGCUGCUGCCCCCGACACCACCAUCUCCUCGAAAUCUUAUUCCUCAUGGUCACCGCAAAUGCCACAGUUUGGGUUAUAACUUUAUACAUAAAAUGAACACAGCUGAAUUUAAAAGUGCAACAUUUCCAAAUGCUGGGCCGCGCCACCUUUUAGACGACAGUGUUAUGGAACCACAUACACCAUCAAGAGGGCAGGCGGAAAGCUCCACCCUUUCUAGUGGGAUAUCCAUAGGUAGGUGGAGCAGUGAUGGUUCUGAGCUCAGUGAAGACAUGUCAUGGCCAGCAUUUGAAAGGAACAGGUUGUACCAUUCUCUGGGGCCAAUGACAAGAGGGGCAUGGAAUGGCUACCGGGGCCAAAUGAAGGCCAGCAGGAGACCACACGCGCUGCUCCCUAUGCGCAAACUCAGGAUUUCAUCCUUUACGAGGAGCUGCGUUCAGCUGCGCAGUUCCAGCUCUGCAGAUUCAACGGAACUGGCGGUUCAUCUGUAUCCUGGCGCAGUCACGAUACAGGGGGUCCUACGGAGGAAGACGUUAUUAAAAGAAGGCAAAAAGCCAACAGUUGCGUCCUGGACCAAGUACUGGGCAGUAUUGUGCGGCACGCAGCUUUUCUACUAUGCAGCAAAGUCCUUAAAAGCCACAGAGAGGAAACAUUUCAAGUCCACAUCAACAAAAAACAUCUCUGUAGUGGGCUGGAUGGUUGUGAUGGCCGAUGACGCUGAGCAUCCGGACAUUUUUCUACUAACAGACUCUGAGAAGGGAAACUCUUACAAAUUCCAGGCAGGAAACCGUGUGAACGCCAUGUUGUGGUUCAAGCAUCUAAGUGCAGCCUGCCAAAGUAACAGGCAACAGGUGCCUGCCAAUCUGAUGACAUUCGAGUGAUCCUCCCAGUGUUUUACCUGAGUCUCGUCUUAUUGUGCGUCAGACAUGAGGGGAAAGUGAUUGAUGAGCUUGGACAUUUUGACGCUUCCCUUACUUGUCUACGGGCAGCAGCACCUUAAAGCAAUGAACAAAACCGAUCCCGUUUUUAGCACUGACAGCAAAGGGAUAGGAGAACAUUACUCUUUGCAGCACCAUGUCCGUUAAUGCCCCUGCGCGGGUUAAGGCGCACUCCUGCAGUUGUGGACAGGAUCAGCCAUGGACCUCAUAUUGAGAUAGUCUAUGUACAUAUAUUUAGUUUUUGGUUUUUUUUGUUCUUGUUCACGGAAAUAAUCUGUGCAAACCACUGCCUUAAAGAUAAACUUAAAAAAAAAAAAUGUGAGUGUUGAAAUGUAACACCAAAUAGUGUGCACAUGCGAGUCCGAGCGGAUUCACAGGAGUGUAUUUCACUGUAGUCCUUUGUGACUGGUUUUGUUUAACUUUUAUCAAUUGUCAAACUCACUGGUUAUGGGGGAGAAGACGUUGGACCUUUUUUUGGGUUGUUUCUGUAUAUUUUAUCCUGUACAUAUGGACACAUUGGGGUUUUCUAUUAGAAAACUAGGUUAUUAAAAGACAGCCUGUAGAAAGGACAGUGUUACUGUAGGGGUUAGGGGUUAGUCUAUUGUUUAGCCAGCGUUCACAGGUGUUGGUGAAGGGGUGUUGCUCAUAUAACAUAGGUCAGUUCGGAUGGGCAGAGGUUCCCUUUUGGCUCUGUCCACCUUUAAGAUGAACUUUUAGAGAGGUUUAGAUAUUGUGCUGCACCCUUAUCUGGGGGAACCUGCGUCCUUUAUGUAGAGUGGUUGUACUAGACUGUGCUUAAGAUACGACCAAGUCCUGCAAAGCCAGCAGUAUUAUUCAUUUUAAAUUAAUUUUAUGGAUUUUUUUUUUUUAUUAUUAUUUUUUUUUAUUAUUGUUCAAAAGUUAUGAUAUAUGAUAUUGUCUAUAGCAGUGUCACUAUGUAGGGGGGGGGGAAUACCUUUUGCUUCAAUCUCUUAAUUCAACUUGGCUUCCACAUAGUCCAAUAUAUCGGCUUCUGCAAACAAUUCAGUAGUGUACCUGACAGCAUUUUUCUGUGGACAGGUAUUUUAUUGGACAUUUUAUGGAUUGUUCUGUUGAAAUGAGCCUCCACACCAGUGAUCCUAAAGCUUACAUCAGUGUUUCCCAACCUGGGUGCCUCCAGCAUUUGCAAAACUACAAUUCCCAGCAUGCCCAGACAGCCGUUGGCUGUCCGGGCAUGCUGGGAGUUGUAGUUUUGCAACAGCUGGAGGCAUCCUGGUUGGGAAACACUGCCUUACAGACUAAGGAAAUGCACUCUCUGACUACCUUUUAGGUGGUUGCACACAGCAUUUUUUUGUUUAAACAACGCUGCAGGAUUUGACGUAGUUCUUCAAGCCAAAGCUAGAAGUGGAUUUAAAAAUAAUGGAAAAUAUAAAGGAAGGACAUAAUCUUCUCCUAUGGAUCCAGAAAGUCUAAAGUCCAUAUAUAUAUA